AUGGCAAAUUAUAGGUGGCAAGUGGGCACAAUAUUUACAGAUAAGGAAGACUUUAAGGAUGCCAUACGAAGCUAUUCUGUGCAUGCUGGGAGGUCUCUUAAAUUUGUGAAAAAUGAUAAACGUAGGGUGAGGGUAAGAUGCUUGGGUGGCCAAGGAAAGUGCCCAUGGGUGGCUUAUUGUGGGUAUUUGCCAUCACGUAAAAUUUGGCAAUUGAGGAAGAUUAUUGACACCUAUACGUGUAGUAGGCAACUUAACAUUAAAAUGAUGAAUGCUAAGUGGUUGAGUCAAGAGAUUGAUAAGUCUUUAAUGUGCAAUCCUAGUCUCAAAGUGAAAGACAUACGUAGUAAAGCUUUAAGGAAAUGGAAUACAAAUGUUUCAAUUUCCAAGGUAAGGAGGGCAAAGUUGAUUGCAACCCGACAACUGGAAAUAGAUUACAAAGAACGGUUUAGAAGGAUCUAUGACUAUGGACAUGAGGUCAUGAGGUGUAACCCAGGGUCAACGGUGAAAAUUAAAGUUGACGGUGACAAUGGUGAACCAAUCUUCCAAAGAAUAUAUGUGUGUCUUAAAGCUUGUAAAGACAGUUUUAGGAGUUGUAGGCCCAUUGUAUGUUUAGAUGGGUGUUUUAUGAAAGGUCAGUAUAAGGGGGAGGUGCUUACUGCUAUUGCUAGAGACCCAAACGAGCAAAUGCUACCACUAGCCUAUGAAGUUGUAGAACUGGAAAACACAGAGGCUUGGACCUGGUCUUUGCAGAUACUAAUUGAAGACCUAAGGGGAGAUGAAGUCUGUGGGAGAUGCACGUGGAUGUCUGACCAACAAAAGGGGUUAGUACAAGCUGUGCAGGACCUUCUGCCUAAGGCAGAACAAAGAUUCUGCCUGAGGCACUUGUAUUCAAACUUCAAGAAAAAAUUUAGUGGUCAAAUAUUAAAGAAUUUGUUGUGGAGGGCUGCCACAAGCACAUAUCCCCAGGCUUGGGAAAGAGAAAUGCUCAAAAUUAAAGAAGUGAAUGUGGAAGCAUACAAAUACAUAAUAGCCACAUAUCCCCCAAGGUUUUGGUCCAGAUCACGCUUCACAGGUCAAGCAAUGUGUGAUAGCCUAGAUAACAACAUCACUGAAGCUUUCAACAGUGUUCUUCUGCAUGCUAAAGAACAACCAAUUAUCACCAUGCUGGAGGAAAUAAGAGUUUAUCUAAUGAAUCGAUGGGCAACCAACAAAAAGAAGGUGGAAAGUAUGAAUUUCACAGUAUGCCCAAAGAUAAAAAAAACAGACUUUUGGUCUGCUAGAAAGAUAUUUGAGGUUACCCAUUGUUCAGCAAUUGAGAACAAGUUCAAGGUGGAUCUUGACACUCAUGACUGUAGCUGCAGAAAGUGGCUGAUCACUGGCAUCCCAUGCUGCCAUGCAAUUGCAGCAANNAAUUANGCAAGUUUAGACCNAGAAGAGUUCAUACCUACGUGCUUUACAAGAUCGACAUAUGCAGAAGUCUAUGCCUCCAUAAUUUACCCUCUCAAUGGGCAUUUGCUAUGGGAAAAANNGCCCUAUCAUGAUGUUCUACCACCAGUUNAGAGGAAGUUACCUGGGAGGCCCAAGAAAAAAAGAAGGUUGGAGGCAUGGGAGCUCACUAAAGAUCACACUCAAAUGCGUGUUGGUGGGCACAUCAAGAAAUGUAGCAUGUGCCGUCAGAGGGGCCACAACAAAAGCAAUUGUCCUUUACGUCCUGGACCGUCAGAAACAGCAGAAAAUCAACCAUCACAGCCAAUAGAAACAGCUGAAAAUCAACCAUCACAGCCAACACAAACACCAGAAAAUCAACCAUCAGAGACACCACCAACUACCCAAUCCCCUGGACCGUCACAGCCACCACCAAGUCCUCCACCAUCCCAACCACCAACGUUGAGGAAAAAAUUAGAUUGCAGAAGAAAAAAAUUAGAUUACUAA
Messenger RNA from Vigna radiata var. radiata (mung bean), 1932 nucleotides. RefSeq lists its product as uncharacterized. The coding region runs from base 1 to 1932 and encodes 643 amino acids. The transcript has 4 exons. Gene Ontology annotation, molecular function: zinc ion binding. The record is from RefSeq and is a predicted model, not a curated record. Lineage: Eukaryota; Viridiplantae; Streptophyta; Magnoliopsida; Fabales; Fabaceae.